Molecule: messenger RNA, 621 nt
Organism: Paramecium octaurelia
Lineage: Eukaryota; Ciliophora; Oligohymenophorea; Peniculida; Parameciidae
Source: the annotation of a GenBank genome assembly
AUGUGUUGUGAAGAUAAUAAAACAAAUAUUAAGGGUUAAUAACUAUAAUUGAAAUAAGAAUAGAAAAAUAUUAAAAUAGUAGUUUUAGGAGAUAGUGGAGUUGGUAAAACAAGUCUCAUUCAGAGGUUUUGUUUUGAUACUGUAUUAUAUCUAAUUGAUAUAGCAAUCAGAAAAAGAAUAAACUACCUUGGGCGUAGCUUAUUAGAGUGCUUAGAUUGUGAUUAAGGGUUCAGUAUUAAAAUUGCAUAUCUGGGAUACAGCAGGAAGUGAGAGGUAUCGCUCUUUGGCUCAAUUGUGUUAUAGAGAUGCAAAUGCAGCGAUAUUAGUGUAUAACAUUACAAGCAGAUAGUCAUUUGAAUAGAUAUAUUAUUGGGAGAAGGAGUUAUUAGAGAGAUGUACUAGUAUAUUUGAGAUAAUGUAAGUAAUUUAGAUUUGAGUAUUGGGUUGGCAGGAAACAAAAGUGAUUUGAAUUAAGAGAGAGCAGUCUUUAAAAAUGAAGCUUAGAUUUAUGCUAAACAACAGGAUUUCGUAUUUUAUGAGACAUCUGCAAGGACUGGUGAAGGAAUACGAAUGCUAUUUUUGGAAGUAAUAGAAAAAUAUUUAAGAUAAAAAUAAUAAUGA